Molecule: messenger RNA, 888 nt
Organism: Racocetra fulgida
Lineage: Eukaryota; Fungi; Glomeromycota; Glomeromycetes; Diversisporales; Gigasporaceae
Source: the annotation of a GenBank genome assembly
AUGGGAAACAAAUCUAAUAAUUAUGCCCCUAAUUCUGUCUACAACUUAUUGCUCUACAAAUCCGAUUACAUGAAUAGUUUAAGAGAGUCAGGCUGGACUAUAAAGAAAAUAGCGAACCGCUUUGAAGUAAGCGAACGAACUAUUUAUCGGCGGAUUAAAAGCAAUAAGCAAAAGGUAGGAAGGAAACUUAAAUUAGAUGGUGAAGCAUUGGAAACUUUUCUUGAUUAUGUUGAUAGAGAACACAAACAUGCUCAACAAGAACUAGCGGAUUAUGCUUCCCAUUUAACAGAACAGAAAAUAACUAGGUUUAUCAUUGGCCGAACUUUAAAAAAGCACGAGUUUACUCAUAAGAAGCUUUCUCCCCAUUUUUCCGAACAAAAUAAAAAGAAAAUAAAAGAGUUUCAAGAAAGACUUUAUACUUUGCUUGACUUACCUAUUUUAGCACUGGAUAAAAGUAGUUUUCCUUUAAACAUGGCUGCUCGGUUUGGUUAUUCCAAAAAAGGAACUCGAGCCAAUUUCUAUAAGACAGGAAAAAGAGGUUUGAGUUAUACUUUAAUUCUUUGUGUGGCUAAUGUUGAAAAGUAUGGAGUAGUUCUUUAUCAAAUAGUUAAAGGGGGAGUGGAUGCCAAAGUUUUUCAUAACUUCCUUUCCCACGAAAAGAUUUCAAGCAAGGAUAAGAGUUUAAGUUCCAUUAGGGAACUGUUAGCAAGCAAAAAUAUUGAACCACUUUAUUUGCCUGCUUAUACCCCAGAAAUGAACCCAGUUGAAUGUUGUUUUAAUUUUAUUAAAAGUGAGGUAAGAAAACAGCAACCAGAAACUUAUGAGGAGUUGGAGGUGGCAAUAAAGGAAGUUUUAAAACUUCUUCAUGAGAAAGAUUUGACUGGAUGA